Messenger RNA from Cylindrotheca closterium, 2265 nucleotides. Lineage: Eukaryota; Bacillariophyta; Bacillariophyceae; Bacillariales; Bacillariaceae. The record is from the annotation of a GenBank genome assembly.
AUGAAGUUUCAAGGCGAGGUUAUAUUAAUAUUGAUUUGUGCCGUCGUCGUAUUUUUCAAUUCCAUUUUCCUCUUCAGAUCAAAUGAUUACCCCUGUAAAGAACCCGAGAAGUACACGGCUCUUGGCAACCCUCAUCAGUUAUUAAACAAUAAGAGAGGACCACGAAUACUUGUUGGCAUUUCAGCAGCAAACUUUCAGAAGGAUACACAGACGUUCCACGAUGCUGUUCGUAAAUUUCAUCAACGAUUUUCAUCUGAGCCUUCCGCUAGGAAUAGCAACAAGGAGUGGUGUUCGUUGUAUGAUGUGAUGAUAGCAGGCGAAACAUUCGAUUCCGAUUCCCAUUGCCAUUGUACCCUGGUUUACACCUUCUUGGUUCCCACUCAUUCCGGAGCAUCCAAGCCAACAAAUCAAAUCAGCAUCAACCAAAUCGAAGUCGCAAACACAUUAUACUUGGAAACUACAGAUGUCAGUCUGAUGGAAAAAUGGAUGGAAUGGGCGUCUGGGAUACAAGUAGGGAAAUUCGACUAUGUUGGGUUUUCUUCAUUGGAAUCGCUUGACGAAGAAAGCAUUGUUUGGUUGAAAGAAGAGGUUUUGAAGAAAAAUCAGGAUUCCACGAUUGCUGCAACGAAAGCAAGUAAUCAACAAGAUUGCAUAUCCAAUCACUGCAUGGAAUUCGGCUUUCUUUGCUUCUCAAUGGAUUUAGUUGAAAUCUUGAAGGUACGAUCCUUUAGCCCAGCAACAAGAAAUGCUGAACUGUCGGGAAUUUCAAGGCUGUUCAGGUCGCUUACUGAGGGUCGGAGUCAAUUGAUGUCAACACAGGACUUCAAGAUCAAGUCACCGUCAAAGGAAACUGAAAUGUCGCUGUCAAAACUCUUCAAAAUCCAGGAAGUGAGUGACACGCAGCUGGAUCUUCCAGUCAAGACUUCGAGGCUUGCUCCUGGUUUGUCACCUGUUACAGCGAUCUUUAUGAAUGGUUACCUUCAUGACCCAUCCUAUCUCUGGGCAUUCUCAUUUCCGCGAGUCCUCUUGAAGCACAUGUCAAUACACAGCAGCAAUACCUCACGUCUCAGGAUUUUGGGACACGAAGCUCGCACAGAAAAGCUUUGGAGAAUAAACCCUCUUUUGAAUGAUGAUUCAACCGACAACACUACAGAUCUUGUCGAGGUUUUGGAGGGGGGGAAAGAAGUACAAAACCAGAUGGAUAUUAUUUUUGCUCGUAACAUUGCAAUCCCAGGACUGGUCCUCAACCAUCCUGAUUUAUUUGAAUUCUGCGAGUAUCAUCGGAAGCCAAGAAAGCACCGAAAUCGCAAAUUGCCCAAGACGACAAACCAUAGCACCUGUCCAGUGAUAGUUUCGUUUCCGAUCGGAACCAAGCCUUGUGACCACUGUAGCCCUGAGUGGCAUCUGGAAAUUCCCGACGACCAGCAUGUGAAAACGCUGUCAAAUUCACAUUGGGAAAGCAUCUCUCUCAUUCAAAAGCAUCUUCCAGCAACAGGUGUCGUCCCGGUCGAGCUGCCAAAUGAGCUUCUUUCACUCUUUGACCCCUCCAGAUGGAAGUUCAUCACAUCGAAGGGCUGUACAGUUGCAUAUGUUUCCCGGUGGAACGAGCGCAAGGGGCAGAAUCGCAUGACAAAGGAGUUUCUUGAGUAUUCAAAAGCGGGGCUCUUGAAUAACAUAUCAUCAACAACGAUUUGUUUUGCAGGAACUGCUGAAGGAUAUGAAAAACAGAAGGAAGGAAUAAUUCGUCAGCUGAAUGCAAAAUUCGAAACAAUAAGGGCAGUUGACUUGGGAUUUUUGUCCUUUGCGGAACAGAUUCUAGUCUUUCGGCUUGCGGGGAAAAGCAUGCUUUGGACUGACUACGACCAAUCGCCAAGAAUAGCUUCGCUGUCAUUGGCUUCUGGGGCACGCGUGUUGACUACUGAACUUGCGCAAGUACCAAGCCCGAUCGUCGAUGAUGAUUGCAUGGUAACAGUAUUGCAUCUGUUUGAUAACCACACCAAUUCACUGGAAGGGCGAGCGUCGAUUGUGACGGAUUUUCUGUCCAAAGAAGAGAGAUGCGUGAAGGAAAACGAGACAUUGACGAGAGCGUAUCCUAUUCUACAAGAAGACUCGUUUUAUGGCCCGAUCAUAGAACGGGCGAUGUCCAUGUGGACUCAACUAAACGCGAAUAAGGAGCGUCACUGUAUCAAGUUAUUCUCACAUGUGUGCGAACUUUUUGGGAUGCUUCGGAAAGUGAAGAAAGAGGGAAAUUGUAGCGCGAGUUGA